Messenger RNA from Homarus americanus (American lobster), 10511 nucleotides. Its product is annotated as zinc finger protein 62 homolog. Gene Ontology annotation, biological process: regulation of transcription by RNA polymerase II. Gene Ontology annotation, cellular component: chromosome. The record is from RefSeq and is a predicted model, not a curated record. Gene Ontology annotation, molecular function: chromatin insulator sequence binding. Lineage: Eukaryota; Metazoa; Arthropoda; Malacostraca; Decapoda; Nephropidae. The coding region runs from base 194 to 2872 and encodes 892 amino acids. The transcript is spliced from 12 exons.
AGGGUGGAAUUAAGGUGGAUGAUGGUGUAAAAAUAGCAUGGAGAUAGAUGGAGGGCGGCGGGCACACCAUCACGCCCGCAUUAGGACUUGCGCAGCCAAACUCAUACCAUGGAAACUAUAACGCCCGUUUCUCCAUGAAUUUCCAUUGACAGGUGUUGGCAGCCCUGGGAUCAGCGGGCGUUUGUACCUCAAAAUGACAGAGUUCGGAACAACACCAUUUGAAGCAGACUUGAUCCUGGGCAGCCAGUUCCUUCCUGCACUAGCCACCAUAGACAAUGAGAAUGGAGAGCCAGCAGCCAGAGUGGGGGUCCUUCAGUGCCGACGCUGUUCUGCCAGCUUCCUUCUGGUCCGAGAGGCAUUGUCUCACUACCGGUUGCACGUGUUUGAGACACAUAAGGAGCACUUUACCGUGGUGGUGGGUGGUGCCUGCCCAUUGCCGGGAUGUGCCCUUGGGGGUGACAAAGUCCCCACCAUACACUUUCACUGUGCUUACUGCUGUUUUACAUCUACUGAGAUUAUGGAUCUUCCGUUGCAUAUGGAGGGACGUCAUCUAGCAUUCUACCGGGAAGUGAGCUUAGUUCUGCGAGGGGAUGACAUCCAGCGCACCAAGGUGUACACUUGUGGGGAAUGUGGUAAGAAAAUCCAAGGGACGGUUUCAACAGUUCAACAUUUCUUAGCUCACGACUCUGAUCAUAUGAAGGCCGGAGCUGCUAGGUGUUCGACAAUGUUAAACGGCGGUGAAUAUAAAGACGGAGAACAAGUGCUGGUCAAUGGUGAUGGUAAGAGUGAAAGUGAAGGUGCAGGAAAGAGUUCAAUGCAGUCAAAUUUAUGGUUGUUGGGGAGCAGACUCCAGAAUGGCUCUGAAGAGGAGAAAAAAUGUGGUGAGGAUGAAAGUAGUCAGGACAAAUUAAGUGGUUCAGGGAUAGAAGUCAAAUCAUUAAAAGGUGUCCCUGUGUUAAUUAGUCAUAUGAGCAUCCCUGGGCUACAGACCUUGGACCUUGGAGCACUUCUGCAGAAUGGCAACAAGGAAAAUGAGGUGAUAGAAAAUGGGAACAUAGUAGAUAAUAUAAAUAAUAAUAACUACAGUAACAGUCCCCAGGAACCUCUACAAGUGGAGCUUAACCCUUUAGACUUGUUAACUACUGUCAUUGAAGAAGACCAAAAAAGUGAAUAUCCAAUUCUUCCUGCCGAACACUUCCUCCUCAGUCUUCCAGCGCCAACGCAUUUCUUAGAGGGUGAGAGUGGGGGCCAGGAGGACUCCACGGACGGUUUCCAAGACGGCCAAGAUAACGACGAUGACGGUAGCAAUGAUGGCUACAGUGAUAUACCCAGUGACAUAUUAUUGGACCAUCUAGGAGUGUAUCAGUGUGAUAAGUGUGAAGAAACCUUUAAAUAUCAAUAUCUUCUAGUAACACAUAAACAUCAGGUGCAUCAGGGUCUUAAUGUGCCAUUCGAGUGUCAGGUUUGUGGCAUGGAAUAUACAGUUCUACAGGAGCUAAAGCGCCACAUGAUGACUCACUCAGGAGCCAACAUCUAUACUUGUAAUGUGUGCAGCCAAGGCUUCUCUGACCGAGCCUCCCUCAAGACCCACUCUCUCUCCCACGGGGGGACUACGGAAAGAGCCAGUAAGUGUGAAUCGUGUGCUUGUGAGUUUCCCUCCAAGUCUGAACUCACCAGACACAUUGUCAAAUAUCAGGGGACUUGUAACCCCAACAAGAGUGAGGGAGUGCGGUGUGCAACCUGUGGAGAAGAUCUUCCCACUUUGGAGGCAUUGAAGGAUCACCGCCGGACAGCUCACCCCACACCAGAGGUCACCCAAGGCUCUGGCAAGAAGGGCUUUGAAUGUGAUUAUUGUGGGAAGACCUUCAAUUGUCGCUCAAACCUCAGAGACCAUUUAGUUGUUCACACUGGCGAGAAACCGUACCCAUGUGAUAUAUGUGGCAAGUCAUUCAGCUUCAUCCAUAACAUGAAGACUCACAGACUAACCCACAAUGAAGGAAGGAAUGAGGUGUGUCCGUACUGUGAUAAAGCCUACAAGAGUAAGAUCUCACUCUACUACCACAUGAAGAAAGGCAACUGUAGAGGACUGUCAACCAAAGAGGUGCCAGAAGGGUAUCACCGUUGUACUGAGUGCCUGCAGAUGUUUGCCAGUGAAGAAAGAUUUAAGAUCCACAAGGAUAAAGGUCACUGUCAGGUGUCUCAUCGCUGCCAGCACUGUGGUCUGCGGUGCUCUACUGAAACACGGCUCCAGAACCAUCUUCAAAAGGGUGUCUGUCAGAAGAAGGACUCUCCGUCAAGUCAAAAUUCGUCUGAUGCACCCAAGAAGCGUCGCUUGGGGAAGGAACGAGAGAAGCCUCAGGAGGAGAUAGUGUGUGACCGGUGUAACUAUACCAAAGACUGCUGCUGCACUUUCUCCUGUAAUCACUGUGGUAAGAGAGUCUUCUCCAUCAUGGCGUACACCCUCCACUCCGAGAGAACGUGCCCGGUCCUCAAGCACAGACGAGAACGCAUCCGAAUGGCAAUCAUGGAGAAGAGGCGUCGCAGGGAAGGGCUGGCUCCUUCCACAGAGGAAUUGACAUUGCCGCUUGAGAUUAAACCUGAAGUAGGACAAAGAAUUCAGCCUUAUAGGGACUUCCUCAGAAUUGGACAUGAUAAGAGUAUAGACGGGAAGGACUUCAAAAGAAAAUCUUUUGACAGUGUGAGAGAAGAUAUGAAAAGAAGAGAAGUUGUAAUUGAAAAACCUGUCGAGAUAGUUAAUCAGAGGCCUGAAGAUGGGGAUGGUGAUGACAGCAGUUCUGGUAGUCUCACUGAUCUCUCAACAUUUACCUCACCAAAUAUACUUCAGCCAGUCACUAAUCCUACUGAUGAGUGAUGAAAUGUGUUCACGUUAUCCAGAAAAUUUUACCAACUGUUAAUCCUUCAAUCGGAGAACUGACUAUGUAUGUAUUUGGAGUAAUCUAUCACAUCUCAAGGUCUUCAUGAUUUAGUUCUCAAAUUUACUGUUUAAAAAGGUCAGAUAAUAAAAGCUAAAGAAAUAGCUAAAUAUGAAGUGAACUACAGUACACUGAUAGCUCAACUCAGAGAAACUUAUUUUGUACCUGACUUUUCAUUGUGCCAAAGAAAGGCUAGUGUCAGGGGUGAUAUGUGCGGGACUUAACAUGAUGUGGAAAAAAUUUUCUUGGCGCUGUUACUUCUUACAUGUGUAUAAUUUUUUACAUAAUUAUAAUAUUAACCAAUUUUGAUAUUUGUUAUGGUAAAAGUUUCAUACGAGAUCACACUCUCAACUCCAAGUUAGUGCCACCCAUAGAGUGUUCCUCCGGUGUUAGCGGUAAAGAUAAACAGUACAGUACGCAAACAAUGCCUUGAAACACCACCUGUUGAGGAAUCAUCGGCCGAGGUGAAAAUGUUUGUCGUCUUCAUUCACGGUCACUUGAGUGUGUCUGCUGAAAGUCCGGUGUUCCCGUUUGUGGUUCUCAGCAUGUGCUUCAUAUUCAUAUAAUGUAAAUGAAGAGAAUCAGAUUCCUCCUAGCCAUGCAUUUGGCCAAAAUGUAAAUAAAAACCAGAGCAGCCUAAACCUUACACAGUGUUAAGAAUUUUCACCAGUUUCCUGUGAAUAGGAUAAUAAUAAUAACGCUUGUCAAGAGAAUUGUUCGUAUGCAGCUGAUAUGCAGUUUGCUUCAGAGGUCACAUUACUCAAGGUCAUCAAAUUAACCAGUCAUAUGUUAGUCUUAGUUAUACUGUACAUGAAGUAAUGAUUGGUAGUUUUUGACAGUGAGAAGAGUGGAAGUUUACACUUUUGACUGGGUCUAAAGUGCAACAUAAUUUUUUUAAUGUUAAAUUGCAUUAAUAAGGUAUUGAAAGAUGUGAGAACAUUUAAUACUAGGAGUUGCAAUUGUCUUCAAUUGAGAUUUAAGUGUUCUUGUGUUGUCAGGUAACAUAGUGUACCAUUUAAGUCACUCUGUUGCAAUAAUUAGAUGAUUUAAAUUAUUCUUGAUUAUUUUGAUGAAUUAAUAUACAGUACAGUAGUCCCUCACCAACCGUGAGGGUUAGAUACCAAGUUCCACGGCUGCAGAUAACACUCAUCAAAGCCUAACUAAGUUUACUUCUCUAGUGCAUCCCACUGAUGCUAUACUCUCCCCAUGCUCUAGUCUAUCAAGCACUUCAACUUUCUUUUCUCAUGUCAUUCUGUUCUUUGCCCUUUUCACCUUCUCACCUUUAUCACUAACACUCAAUGAACACUUAGUGGCCAUAGUUAAGGGCAAAAUCAAUGUUAAUACAGUACAACAUAUGUGAAAGAAUAUGGAGCAGUAUAGUAUGCUGCAACAUCAGAACACUGAAGAGCAGUGGCAGGAGAGGGGAUGCUGCACUAGCCCACAGAUACAUAAAACCGUGGAUACCUGGGAAAUCCUUGUUUGGUGAGGGUCUACUGUAAUCCGUUUAAAGUAUUACUGUAAACCCAUCAUAUAGCCUUGGAUAAUUCACAUUAUUAAAAUUAAUAGUAUCACAUGUUGUUAAUGUCAAUUAUUUAAAUAUCUAACUUUUUAUCAUCUAACUUUAAAGCUGUUUGUACUGUUCCACUUAGAGGAUUUUGGGAUACAGUACUAAAUUUGUUUAAAAUUUAAUAAACUAUAAACAUAAUGAAUUUAUCAUAAGUUGUAACAGUGUUUCUUAUAAGUCUCUUCUGAAAUUUUAUAAGUAAUUUAAGUUAUUUAUUGCAGUAUUUUGGGUCCUUGAUAUUGUACUACUGAACAAUAGUAAAGUGAGGUGAAUCAUGGGGUUAGGGCAGUGUUGUAGAGCUAACAAGUUGAUGGUGUAACAAGGACUGCCCUCAUAAUGUAGUAAGCAAGAAUCGUUAUACUGUACCUUCUAAAUUUAUCAAUGCUUCUCUGUCGCAAGUAAUACAGAAAGUUAACGAGUAUUCAGGUGAGUUUAUGCUACUGGGCAAUUCAGAGUAAUACCAGUUCUCGGCUUUAAGAUUAUACGCUUAGUUCUAGUUCUUAGUUUAUAUUUUAUGGCCAUGUUGGGUCAUCUAUAUUUGGACAUUAUUGUAUACGUUUCAUUCAUAACAUUUUUUUGUAUGAUGCCACUGAUCACUACAUCUGAAACUGUAAUAUUCAUUAUUUACACUUAUGACUCGGUGGAUUUUAUGAUAUUAUUGAAGAAUUGUUUAUGAGCCGGUUCUCUCUUUUUUUCUCUUUAUAUAUAUAUUUUUUUUAGUGACAUACAAGGCAUCAGUAAGUGACCUUCAAGAUCCAUACCAGCAUAAGCCUGCCAUAUGGGAGAGAGGCAGAUUACUGUACUAGAGGGGCAGUGACUGUGGUUCUAGGAAGUACAUAAUGUGAAUCUUUUUUACCUUUUGUAGAAGAUAGGCCUUUUAGAGGAGCUGCUACUGUAGCUCUGGACUUCUUGCACAAGUCCUCCUCCAAUGCAUUCCAUGCUGGUUUAGAUUUUUGUAGGUCCUUUGUUGAUAACCUGAGUUACAUGUGGAGUUUUAAAGAAAAUACUGUACUAUACUGUAGUCCCAUUUCAUGACUUAGGAUAAGAAACAAUGACCUGGUUCCCCUUUUUCCUCUCUUGAUGGAGUUGUUAGCAGACAACAGUUUAGAGGAUCACACUAUAAACUUCCUUUUAUGGCUGACAGGGCUCAGAAAGAGUACUCACGUAAAAUCAUUGACCUAGUAUCCUGAACCCAUCCAAGUUCUUGAGAAAAUUACUCGACCAAUUGGAGCUGAAUUUGACCAUGAUUAGACUGGUUCAGAAGGCAGCACUGUAAAUGCUUAAUCUACAUGGAUGGAGUAUCCUGCCAUGAUACAUGUGAAGCUCUCUGACAGAGGCAGGCCAGGCCAAGGAUGUGUGCUGUAUGGGUCUUGCUGAUCACUUGUUUCUUUAACCUGGUGAUAAAAUAGGACUUAAUUUUUCAGUUCUUUGUUUCUCAUAAACUGAGUUUUUAGUGUUUAUUGUUUGUCUCCAUAUUUCCCUCAUUAUUUUCUUGAGUAAUUGUUAUGUAAAGUUGCAGAAAUAAUCUCUCAGCAAGUCUCUCUUGGUGAUCACUUUAUCACUGACACUAAUUGGAUGAUUGCUGAAGAAAAUUAUUAAUAGAAAGGCAAAUUCCUGACAUUCAUGUAAUCAAUAUUUUAAUUCUCGUACAUUUUCGUAAAUGUUCACAUUACUUCAGUGAUGUGGAAAUUGUUACCUCUGUAUUACAGUACAGGUACUGUACUUCAGAAUUUGAAGGUGAUAUGGGAUCUAAUAAUUAGACCAAGUGUGGCAGCUUAACUACUCCUUGUGUUUGAUAUGUAUGAGAAUACAGUACUUGCCUAAGAGUGGGCAGAAACAGCUGUAGAAUGUCCUAUUCAGUCCUUUAUAAUUGUGAUUAUGCAUUUAUAUACAUUUUAAUAAUGCAUGUGUUCGAAUGACAAUGUACAAGAGAGUUUAUGUAAAACUAAGUGAGAAUUUUUGUGAUAAUCAGUGGCAGGUCACAUUUAUGUCACCUCUGUACAGAUCAACAGAUACACCAAUUUCUCACCUCAAUAUUUCUAAUUUACAUUUUUAUAUUUUCUUACCAGAACAGUGUGUAGUUACAAAAGUUUUAAGGAGAUUUUGCAGAGAUUAUUAUUCCAGAGAUGUCAGAAAUGGCAGAUAAUUUGUGGACAUAGAAGUAGACAAUGUUAUUUGUUUAGGAGAAUUUACUGUACCCUUUAAACAUUACUGUAUACUGUUUUUAAGGUCCAGCUUCACACGAUCACAGUAGGAGGUUUGACAUGCAGAGGGUUGUCACUGACCGUCCAAAGUGUCUAGUCUAGAUAGUGAGAGUUGGUGUGCGAGAUGAAAACCAUGUGUAUUCCCGUCUCUUCGUUCGUUAAUAUACCUGGUAAGUUAGCCCAGACGAGUUGUAAUCUAUAUUUAUAAAAAUAUUUAUACCGAGUGAGUUGGGUUGAGUUUUUUUUAGUAUGGAAGUGGGUUAAGGAGUUUCUACUCUUUAUCCUGUGAUCAUAAGACAACAGACUUAAGGUGAUGCAAAGAAGGGCAGUUCCUAUGAGUCAACUACAACAAUAGGAUAUACAGUACAGUAUGUUGCAGCACCUCUUGUAGCAUUACACACACACAUCAAACAUAGAUUUAGUAGUCUUCUCUCCAUUCUCUCACAUGUUUCUCUCACAACUAUGGCCAUAAUCUUCCUUCAGUACUGUACUACAAGUUUUCUCCCUGGGGAUUGUCUUCAUUUACGUGAUAAUCAGUGUGAAUGGAGGGUUAGUUCUUAGCAUGUAAUCUGACUGGUUGUUUUCCAUUAACAGUUUGAGGCAAAAGUCCUAACUGGUGAAAUCUUUAGCCUAUAGAGGACACCCACGACUGGUUGAACUCAGAUCAACCCUUGUUCCAUCUUAAUAUUGUAUUUGUUUUUUGGAUAUAUUGGAUUACAGUAUCCUGUUUGAUUGAUUUGACUUUAAAGAAAUUGUGAACAGAUGCUGAUAUUCACUUCUAAGGAUCUCAAUUAUUGUGUUGUUGAUGCUGUACAAGAUAUUAACUAAUCUCUGUGUGUUGUGUAAGGUCUAAAGUGUCUGUCUACUGGUGCCAUGGCCCAGUAAUGCUGUGCCAUGGCCCAGUAAUGCUUGUGAUAUAUGUCCAAUAUUUUAAGAAGGAAGUGUUUUCUUUUUUCUUUUGAUAUUGUUGAAGGUAUUACUAUUUGUUUAAUAACCAAAUUAUUGUCAUUAUUUGAUAUUAAUAUUAUUAUUUAGUAUCAAUAUAUCAACACUUAUUAUUACCAUUAGUGAUAAGAGUCUCAUCUGUCUUUAACCUUCCCUUCGGUACAAUAUCUUUCAUUGUAUCAGUUUCCUUCAUAUUAUCAUCUUCAUGUUUUAUUCUCACCACUUCACAUCCGGUCCCUGUUUGCUUUUAAAAAUAUCCGUUUGAACUGCUCGAACUAAUUACAGUAUCUCUUCAUCAGUCUAUAUUAUUGAGCUUGUAACCAUAUUCAGAACAAUAAGCAGGAUCUUUCUCUUACUAUUGACCAUCUCCACACCUACAUGUGUCUAAGACUCAGGAAACAGCUGCUGAAACUUUUAAUAGAGAGUUCUGUAUGGUGGUUGUUGUAAAAAAAAAAACUAACCCCCUGUACUGGUACCUUUAUUCCUUUCACUAAAUUUUUUUUAAUAGAUUUUGUGAAAGACAUGAAGUGUGUUAGUUUACUAGAAGGAGCUGAUAUUGGAAGCUUUGGGGAACACUAAAGGGUGUCUACCAGGGCCGGAUCCAGGAAUAUAAAAAAGGUGGGGGGAGGAGGAACUGGCGAGCAUAGUGAACCCACCCAGUCGCACACUUGAUAUUAAAGAGAUAUUCUGAGGUUAAUAGUAACUACUUUUUACUGUACAAAAUUGCAUGAGUACAAUACUGCAUUAAAGAAAAAAAAAAUUGAAUUUUCUGCUGAAAAGUGGGAAUCUGGACCCUUGGUAUCCUCCCCUGUCUACACUCUGUUUAUAUCUGAUGGUUCGUCUUGCUUCCACAGAAUUCACACAAUUUGCAAUUUCUCAUCCUAGUUUACCAUUUUAUUACUCUACUAUGGCUCAAGUUGUGUGUGUAAAUAUAAUUAUGAAAUUUAUCCUAUGAAUUUGGGGUUGGUUGUUUUUAUUCUAUUUAAUUGGGCAGGACAGUGUCUACUUGCGAGUCAGGUGGUUGUUGGGGCCUAUUUGGUAUUGUUCCAACUAAUCUUGUUUUAUGGUCCCUAUCAGUCUUUCUGUUCUUGUCUUUUCCACAUUAUAACCAGUUGUGGAGGGAGUAGCAUCUUUGUUUAUACAUUCAAUACUUUUCUGGAAGCAAAUUUUACCUGCUUCAAUUUUUUUGUAACCAUGGCAUUAAAUUGUAAACUUCCUUGGCUUAAGUUACUAGCAUUUAGUUGUUUGUUUGGAGAAGUGAAUUAAUACCACAGUGUUUUAAGUGUCAAUAUAUCUCUUAAAAGACAUGGACUCCUAAACUACUGUACUAUAUAGGGGGUUAAGUUUUUCCUUUCCUAGGUGAGGGACAUUCACUUAAGUCUUAAACAGCAGCCAUCAUCAGUGGAUGUCAGCUGCAAGGAUGGCAGCCAUCAUCAGUGGAUGUCAACUGUAAGGAUGGCGGCCAUCAUCAGUGGAUGUCAGCUGCAAGGAUGGCAGCCAUCAUCAGUGGAUGUCAACUGUAAGGAUGGCGGCCAUCAUCAGUGGACGUUUCAGGUUUGUUGUGUUUAACUUUGGUGCAAAUGGUGGUGGAGUCGGGGAUCCGUAGCCAGUGGUUAAGGGUUAAGCAGCUGCUGCUGAAAAUUUGUCAAGUUUAGAAUUUGAGAAUUGUCAGACAUGACUGGUAGAUAAACUCCCGGUAAUAUAUGGUGUAGUAGUGUUUGAAGUAAAAUUUUUACAAAACAAUUAGAAUGAAGAAUAUAUAAUUUCCCCAAUAUACUACAGGUUCUACAUAAAUAAGUAAGACUCUUGGCAGUUCCAGAAAUGUUGAAAAAAGUGAACCCUUGAAUAACCCCUUUAGGUUACACUGCAUUUAUACAGGGUAUAUAAGAAACGCUUUCACAUUUUUAAUAUUUUAUUAUUAUUAUUUUGGAAUAAGUGUGUCCAGGAUUUGAUGUGUUGUCUUGGCACUUUUUGCUUUUAUGAUGUUUAGAAGAAUAUUUUUGAUAUUGUUAGUGAACAAAAGAACUGGUUUUCUCAUAAUUGUUUGUAAAUAAGUGCAAGGAACAAUAUAAUUUUCAUCUGCCACUGAAAUGAAUUUAUCUUCCAUUAGAUAUUGUUGGUUGUCAUGUAUGAUUGAGCAGUGUACAGUUAUAUGGUACAGGUAGGAGUGGUCUUGGAAUUCUCUUACUUCUAAAUAGAGCAUCAAGUGUACAAGUGCCAAGAUAUAACUUAUUUAUGAGAGAAGUAACAUACUGAAUAUAGAUGGAUAAACAUAGUAGUUCCUGCAUUGUAAUCUUAAGGAGAUUGUAUUAAGUCAUCCAGGAGACAGACAUUACCGUAGAUACGUGACGGGGGUGGGGGGGGGCAAUACUGGCAUGAUGUUGUCUCAGCAAACAAGCAAUUUCUAAACCACCGUUACUUUGACAAAACUGCUGGCAAGGUACAUAUCACAUACUCAGUGUUCAGUGCCGUGAUCUGGGUCUAGUUUUGUAGUCUUCAGCCCAGUGUCACUCAUUAGAUUUGAAUGAUGAUUUUUAGAUUAGUUUUUCAUGGUCUGCAUCUUUCACUGUUCAGGUGAAUGUUUCAAUCAGAGUAGUUCAGAUAGAUGAUCCAGUCACAUAUUUUAUGCUGUUUUACUGGGUUUUUGGAACUACUUAUGUUCAGGGAUUGAUUUUUCAAGGCUUAAAAAAUUUGUAUUAGGUGGGCAUGUCAUAUUGAGAAUGUAACAUAUUUCUGUUCUAUAUUAUUGUGGAUGGUCUUCAUGUACAUAGUUAAGUUGGGUCAAUGGUCUGUCUGUGUGGUCUGAAGCCUGAACAAUCACCCACAGCAAUAAAUGUAACUGUUACAGUAAAAAUGUUUAUAGAA